Messenger RNA from Vigna angularis (adzuki bean), 1554 nucleotides. Its product is annotated as F-box protein At3g12350. Gene Ontology annotation, biological process: SCF-dependent proteasomal ubiquitin-dependent protein catabolic process; gibberellic acid mediated signaling pathway. Bases 139 to 1230 code for a protein of 363 amino acids. Lineage: Eukaryota; Viridiplantae; Streptophyta; Magnoliopsida; Fabales; Fabaceae. Gene Ontology annotation, cellular component: SCF ubiquitin ligase complex. The transcript has 5 exons. Gene Ontology annotation, molecular function: protein binding. The record is from RefSeq and is a predicted model, not a curated record.
AAAGAGAGGAUGAAACGCAGGCAUGUUUUAGACCCGUGACGCUUGUGGUUGUCGUUUCACCUGUAAGCACGAGGUUUCCCUAACCAAACACACAGUAAUGGAGGUGGAAGGAAUGAUUCCAUAGCGAAAAACAAGAAAAUGGCGAAUCAAGAAAACUCUUUCACCGAUUUUCCGGAGGACAUUCAGGUGUGCAUCCUCUCCUUCCUCGCCCCAUCGGAAAUCGCCACCCUAGCCUGCACCUCCAAGCAAUUGGGUUCUCUCUGCGGCCGUGACUCUAAGCUGUGGUUCAGUAUGUGCCAGCGCAGGUGGGGUUCCAAGACUCGCAUCACGCAAUGGGGCAACGCCAAGGGCACAAUUUCCUACAGGCACCUCUACAAUACCCUCCACCACUGGGAGAAUUUCCUUGGUUUCUGGCGCCGAAGCGGAUUGAACCCUUUGUUGCUUUUCUUCGAAUGGGGUCCUUCGUUUAUCUCGGCUUCUAGGGUUUCCCCUUCCGAAUCGCUUGCCUAUGGAGUCACCAAAACGCCUUUUCUCUGGAUGAGUCUCUCGGAGGAGGGGGACGUCGUCACUUUUCUCGAUCCUGAUGGAAAGCCCGAUGGGGAACGUGGGCUUCAGAGUGAAUUGAUUGCUGUGGAUGUUAGUUUCAUGGGAAAGACACACUUUGUAGUGGAGGAGAAGCAGUUUAAGAGUUUUAUCAGUGAUGAUUGCGGAGAUGAGGUUGUAGAGAGCGGAUCGCCGCCGGAGAAACUGAAGGCGGAGAUUUACCAGCAUUUCGCUAAUCGGCGGAGUCCCGGUGGGGAUCGAUCCCGGAGACAGCGCCGCAGGGAGAAGGAGAGGCUCGCCAGACGGAAGUGGGAAUCUCAGCAUUUUGUCAAGAUUGUGAAUUGCUCGCCCACGCCGGAGAGACCCUUACAGGGCCUCUGGAAGGGAAUUUGUAACGACAGGAGUCUGGCAUUUUAUUUGGUUGGAUAUGAUGAUAUUGGAGGCAUCUCUUGUCGUCGGAUUGGAGAUCAUCCAAAAUAUGCCCCAUUUUUCUGGGUAUCAAAUGCUACAUUUUUGGAAUCUCCCUUUCCUCCUGAAGAAGAAUCAUUGUACGCUGGUCGUGUUCAUGUUAGACCACUUCAACCAGUCAAUGAAACACUUGAGCAGUUCCUUUUGUUAGAUGAUGAAGUGAUGAAUGGGAUUCAAGAGGUUCGGAUAUCAGAAAAUGUGACUGAAAUAAUGAUAUAAGCAGAACACUCUAAUAUGCAGUCAGAAAAUAUGUUAUAUUGAAAGAAUGUGGCUUUUCAUGAGAAUGCUUAAAAGUCCGCAAAUAAGAUUUUAUUUCGCAACCGUCAUAUAUCAUCAUACUUGGAUUCAGAGGGAGAAUUCUUCAUUGUUCCUUUGAGAGGGAAUGGAAGUUGGUUGCAUUUCUGUGCAAUAAUUGGGCAGGAAGCUGUGUAGAUGGAUAGUAGAAAACCAAAUUUGUGUAUUGUAACUUAUGUAUAUAAUAUCAAUAUCAAUUGGAAGUGCAUGAGAGUUUCAAGAAGUGCAGUAACAUGUACUUCUGAAUCA